This is a messenger RNA of Tachysurus vachellii, 1372 nucleotides long. It is a transcript of the gene dera, whose product is annotated as deoxyribose-phosphate aldolase (putative). Bases 113 to 1069 code for a protein of 318 amino acids. Gene Ontology annotation, cellular component: cytoplasm. Gene Ontology annotation, biological process: carbohydrate catabolic process; deoxyribonucleotide catabolic process. The record is from RefSeq and is a predicted model, not a curated record. The transcript has 9 exons. NCBI's taxonomy places the organism in Eukaryota, Metazoa, Chordata, Actinopteri, Siluriformes, Bagridae. Gene Ontology annotation, molecular function: deoxyribose-phosphate aldolase activity.
AAGUAGCUCGGUGUGAGCUACAGUAUCAUUGAGCUAGAACAGUUCCUACUAAAAAUCAUUAUAUUAUACUAAUAAAUACAAUUUAAUAGUUUUUUUUGUUUUGUUGUUAAUCAUGUCUGACAGAAAUCCCGGAAUGGAUCUGGAUUUGGAGUGGGUGUCAAAGGUCAGACUGAACACUCAGGCUGUGCUGAAAAGGGCCCAACGAGUCCAGAGCCGCAAGGUUGCGAAGAAAGAAUGGCAGGCAGCCUGGCUCCUGAAAGCUGUGACGUGCAUUGACCUGACGACACUCUCUGGAGAUGACACUCCGUCUAACGUCCACCGACUGUGCAUGAAGGCAGUGCAGCCUGUCCGCUAUGACCUGCUGCAGAGCAUGGACAUGCAUGAUAAAGGUAUUACAACAGCUGCAGUGUGUGUUUAUCCAUCUCGUGUGGCCGAUGCAGUGAAAUCCUUAAAAGCAGCCAAAUCCAACAUACCUGUUGCCUCUGUGGCUACCGGGUUCCCUGCUGGUCAGACUCCCCUAAAGACACGUCUGGAGGAGGUGCGUAUGGCUGUAGAAGACGGAGCAACUGAAAUUGACAUUGUGAUUAAUCGGACGUUGGCUCUCACGGGACAUUGGGCAGAAUUAUAUUACGAGAUCCAGCAGUUCCGAGAGGCAUGUGGUGAUGCUCACAUGAAGACCAUCCUGGCAGUAGGAGAUCUGGGCACUUUCACCAAUGUCUACAAAGCCAGUCUUGUGGCAAUGAUGGCAGGAUCUGAUUUCAUCAAAACCUCUACUGGCAAAGAGUCUGUUAAUGCCACCUACCCAGUCGCCAUAGUAAUGGUCCGGGCCAUUCGAGACUACUACCUGAAGACGGGUCACAAGGUUGGGUUUAAGCCAGCAGGGGGUAUUCGCACUGCACAGGAGGCCCUAGUGUGGCUGGUAUUGAUGAAGGAAGAGUUGGGUGACCAAUGGCUCACGCCUCACUUGUUCCGCCUGGGAGCCAGCAGCCUGCUCGGAGACAUCGAACGGCAGAUUUAUCACUAUGUAACAGGACGCUAUCCAGCCAAUCAUGAUCUUCCUAUGGCCUGAUUUCUUGAGAUCUUUCAACGUGACCGACUCCGACUCAGGACGUGUUCCAAUCAGCCACGGAGAAAAACCUCCAUUGAAGUCUUCAGGGAGCUAAAUUAACUUUUGGGAGGAACAUUGUGUGUAUUUUACAGAUAUGAAGAUAAUGCUGAGGAGAAGGACCUCCCCCUGCCCUUGCUUUGAUUUUGUAAAUGACUUUUAUUUGUCAUAUCGUACUGAUCAAAAAACUGCAUUAGAAGGGUAGCCUAUCAAAUUGUAUAAAGAAACUUUUGUUAAAUUAUUUUAAUAAAGGCCAAAUGACAUGAA